AAUACAUUAAAGUAAUAGUCGAGUAUUAUCAGUUUAUUAGCUACAAUUUUUUUUUUGAAAUGUUUUUUAUAACAUGUGUAUUUUAACACAUCUCCAGUAGGGGCGGUAUUGAAUAUUUUGGACAUUGAACGCCUAACAUUAAGUCAAACGAAGAAGAACUCGAACUAAAGAAGAAGAGCGUGAAAACGGCACAUAACGGCCUGACGCAGUUAUUAGAUGGUUGUGUAUAUUAGGAUAUACUAUGAAGUAAUGGUUAACUGUAACGGACUUUGGAUGGUGUUCUCCAAAGCCUCCACGGCGGUGUACAAGGUCUGUGUUCUGUAUGCGAUUACCAGGUAGUAGCCGAGUGUAACUGCUGCGUGCUGUUAACUGCAGUUUAUCGGUCUUCAUUUCCUGAAGAGGAAUGCAACAGCCACUGAGCUCCACUUCCUCUUAGGCUCACUGGAUGAACAUGCACUUCGUUUUUUACGACAAAAGUCUGUUGUGUAUUUUAAACUAACAGUUAUCUGUAGUCAUGGCAAACAACUUUGUAAAGACUUUUGUGCAUAUGUGCAAUUACCUCCAAGACCCCUGCCAUGUAGCGCGGUUUCAAAAAUUCUGCGGCGUUAAAGGGACAUUUCCGGUUAAACCGAUCAAGUCGGACAGUGGACAACCGGAGCCGGACUUACCCGGGCUGAGGAAGAGGGUCCAACAAGGGGGGCAAUGCCCUGAUGGUGAUGUUGGGAAUGGAGCAACCGGGGAUGCGAGCGCAUCGCUGGUUAAUGGGAUGCAGGGUGACAAAACCCUCAGGCCCGAUGGUACAUCUGCAACGGCUGGUGUCGACUCAGACACCGCCAGAGCGAAACCCCUCCGGAAAAACUCCCUAACCGGAGAUGUGGGUCAGGAGUUCCUGGUCCACAACAAGUUUCUGUUUUACCUGUUCACGUUUGGGACGGAGCUGGGCAACGAGAUGUUCUUCAUCAUUUUCUUCCCGUUUCUCUUCUGGAACAUCGACGCCUUGGUCAGCCGGAGACUCAUCGUUGUCUGGGCCUGGAACCUGUUCGUGGGUCAGUCCACCAAGGAUAUGGUUCGUUGGUCCCGACCGGCGUCCCCUCCUGUGGUGAAAGUGGAGGUCUUCUACAACUCCGAGUACAGCAUGCCGUCUACACACGCCAUGACGGGGACAGCCAUCCCCUUCUGUCUCUUCAUGCUGACCUACGGACGGUGGCAGUACCCAUUCCUCUUUGGCCUUUGUGUGGCUCUCAGCUGGAGCGUCCUGGUCUGUGUGAGCAGAGUCUACAUGGGGAUGCAUUCUGUUCUGGAGGUAAUCACUGGAUUCCUGUACAGUCUUCUCAUUCUAGCCUUCUUCCAGCCAAUUUUGGGCAAGAUUGACACGUUCUACAUGAUGGGCCACUAUGCUCCCCUUGUGAUUGUCAUGUCACAUGUGAGCCUGGGACUUGUGGCUUUCACUCUGGAUUCCUGGAGCACUUCUCGGGGCGAUACAGCUCAGGCUCUGGGCACCGGGGCAGGAGCUGCUUUGGCUACAUAUGUGAACUAUCAGCUGGGGCUGCUUUUGGAUCCACCGCUGUCCUCACUUCCUCUGACUUUACCACCACUCAGCACUAACUUGGUGGUUCUCUCCCUGCUGCGUUUCCUGAUCGGAGUUGUUGUCCUCCUCGUCACGAGAAUGGUUAUGAAAGCAGUGACUAUUCCGUUCUUAUGUCGUCUGUUCGGGCUGCCUUCAGAUGAUGUAAGACAGGCAAGGCAGCACAUGAAAGUAGAGUUGCCAUACCGUUACAUUGUCUACAGUGUUGUUGGUUUUAGUUGUGUGUGUGUGGUGCCUCUCCUCUUUAGGAUCUUAAACCUAACCUGAGUGUUGUGUGCAAACUCAUUUACUGCGGGCACUUGGAAACAUGCUGCUUGUCUUGACACAAAAUAAAGUGUUAGUUUCUGCACGGCAGAAACUGAUUUAAAGGGUAAAUGUGGUGAUAUUCUGUAUUUUUUUUGUAUUGUCAGUAAAUAUUGCCUCUCUGCCACAGAGCUCCACUGUCCCCCAGAAACUUAUCAAUAAUCUGCACUGUUGCAUUGACAUGUUCCUUCAUCAUGAUGAGUAUGGGCUUUGUAGUUUAUUUUGAGCCCACAUUGAUCAUUCCCAUUCUUUAAAUACACACUCUUUGUAUUGACCUGUCGAUGAAAAUAGUACACAACAAAUACUUUAUUUACUCUUGUUUGAGUGUCAGUAGUUGAAAGAUACAGUAACCAGGGAAUAGGGAAUAAUUUGACAAAGGAAAGUAUAUAUUUGUGACUUAUUUUUAAGAUUCACCAUUGGGUGCAUUGCCCAGAGGCCACACACUGGAAGCAGUUGGACAGUAUUACAGAGACGGAUUAAAGCAGUGCUGCUUUUGGUCUUUUCUUGAGAAUUGUUGUUGAAUACUACAGAACAUCACCAGUCUUAUCCUUUAAGAUCCACCUGUGGUCGACGCAUUUAAGUGUUAACUGGAACUUUGCAUAUACAAAGAUGUACUGUAGUGACGCUUGAAUUUAUUAAUCAGGAAUCUAUUGUACAUUUCCAUCGUUUGAUUGAAAUAUAUAAUAACAUGUUUUUGGAGAAUUCAGUGAUCUCAGAAUAAACCAAACCACCAAUCUGUAACGUGUAAAAUCACUUCUCAGUUAUUGCAGUGUUUAAAUCUAAUCAGCCUGGAAGCCUUGAGUUACCGUUUUUAAGCUAACGGGCGUCUGUAGCUACCCGGUCACUAUUUAAAUCUAGCAGACUCAUACUUUUUUCCUGUUGUGUCAUUAUAUCUUGUCUGCAUUACCAUAGUCAGCAUUAUUUUCCCCCUCCUUUUUUGUACAUUUUUGUCCUUGUUUGCAAAACAUUAGCAUAUUUAGUCCAAAUGUAAGUUAAUUACUCUGAGUAAUUAUUUGAAAGCAUACAAUUAAAAUACCAGAUAUUUUUGAUAAACUAUUUUGCCAUCAUAACUAACUUGAGCUGAAUUGUUGCUUUAGGAAAAAAAAAAAAAAAAGUUAAGCUUUAUUAUUCAUUCUUGCUUUCUAUGAAUUUAUUCAGGAGACAUUUCUGCUGCCCCUCCAGUAUAAACAAAAGCAAUUUUAAAAUGUGUGUAAAUGUUUAACUGUUUGUUAUUUGCUGUUGUAAUGUUCAUAAUCAAAAGUACCAAUGGAAUAUUUAUAGGUCCAUUUUUUCAUCUUAUUUUCUGUUAUGCAAGGACUGUAUCUAUUGGAAAAGUAAAGAGACUAAAAUAUUCCAAAAUAAAUAAGAUUUUGAAUCCAUUUUAUUUCCAGAAUCUUUCUUGCAAUAAAAUAUCAUAAGAGGGCAAAUCAAA
Scatophagus argus is the source of this 3320-nucleotide messenger RNA. Its product is annotated as sphingosine-1-phosphate phosphatase 1-like. The transcript has 3 exons. The coding region runs from base 515 to 1852 and encodes 445 amino acids. Gene Ontology annotation, molecular function: sphingosine-1-phosphate phosphatase activity. NCBI's taxonomy places the organism in Eukaryota, Metazoa, Chordata, Actinopteri, Scatophagidae. The record is from RefSeq and is a predicted model, not a curated record. Gene Ontology annotation, cellular component: endoplasmic reticulum membrane. Gene Ontology annotation, biological process: sphingosine metabolic process; phospholipid dephosphorylation.